This is a messenger RNA of Penicillium bovifimosum, 2412 nucleotides long. RefSeq names its product class I SAM-dependent methyltransferase. Lineage: Eukaryota; Fungi; Ascomycota; Eurotiomycetes; Eurotiales; Aspergillaceae. The transcript has 3 exons. The coding region runs from base 1 to 2412 and encodes 803 amino acids. The record is from RefSeq and is a predicted model, not a curated record.
AUGGCUUCUCCUGGUGGUAACAUGUUUCAUCUUGACCUUGACUUCAGAACAACCUUUACUGGAUUCAGUGCAGUUGCCCUGAGCGGACUGCUAGUCUCCAGACUCUUGUCCAAGCGUAGGGCCAAAACCGACGAGGGCCCGGGCUUUCUCAGGUCUUUCUUGCUCUUCUUCUACUCUUGUUUCAUCAAGCCACACAACGGUGGCAACAAAAGAACCCAGCAAGAUGCCCUCGAAAGCUUCUAUAAGACGCAAGCUGGAGCUUACGAUGCAACCAGAAAGAUCCUCCUUCAAGGCAGGGAGGACAUGCUCGCGCUCAUUGUGGCACAGUUGAAGGCUAAGACUAAAGACCACAAGAAGGGCAAAAUCUGGGUUGACAUUGGCGGUGGAACGGGAUGGAAUAUCGAAGCCAUGUCUGCCUUUGUCAAUGUCCCUGAGUUCUUCUCGAGUGUGUAUCUGGUUGAUUUCUCCCCAUCCCUUUGUGAAGUUGCCCGACGACGCUUCCGGCGCCUUGGUUGGAAGAAUGUCAAGGUGGUUUGUCAAGAUGCGAGCAAGUUUCGUCUCGAGGAUCAUAGCUGUGCGGAUCUCAUCACUAUGUCUUACAGCCUGUCCAUGAUUCCUGAUUAUCACUCGGUCAUCGAAUCACUCAUUUCGCUGGUCUCUCCAGACGGACUGAUAGGGGCCAUUGAUUUUUACGCGCAGUCCAGGGUGGACUUUUCUUUUAGGAACUACACUGGUGGAUUAGUCGGACGUCAUGUCAAUUGGUUCCUGAGAACAUUCUGGCGCGCCUGGUUCGACCUCGACCGAGUAGGCCUCGAGGGCAGUCGCCGAGACUAUCUCGAGUACAAAUUUGGUACAGUGCUCAACAUCAAUACCCGGAACUACUCUCUCGGCCGCAUUCCGUAUUACAUAUGGAUUGGGCGUCAUAGGAAACACUUCUUGCGCACGAGUCUUGCCCAUGAGGAAACUAUUGCUAUUGCCACACAGCCACCUUACAGACAGGAUAACACCUCAUCUGGCGCGGUGAAGAGACUUACACCAAAGAACCGCCCCAAAGCUUUCAAGGCGGCGAUUCAGAACAUUUCUGCAAACAUUCCACUGCCCUCGUUCUUUUACCAGAACCACCACUGGCGUAUCUACUACGAUGACCAGCUUCCAAAACAUACUCAAUUCAACAAUGAGUACAUCUAUGCCUUUACCUGGGAAGACGCGCGAGUAGAUGAGCAUUUACUUAACCUCGGAACAGAAGACGUGGUUUUAGCCAUCACCAGCGCUGGCGAUAACAUACUCUCCUACGCGACCAAGAGCCCAGCUAAAAUUCACGCCGUCGAUCUCAAUCCCGCGCAAAACCACCUCCUCGAGCUGAAGGUAGCGUCGUACACUGCCUUGCCUUAUGAGGACUUCUGGAGACUCUUCGGCGAGGGCAAACACUCUGAUUUCCGCGCACUGUUGCUCACUGAGCUAUCUCCGCACCUGUCCAGUCGAGCAUUUCAAUACUGGUUCAAUAACAUACAUGUCUUCUCUGAUACCAAUGGCCGCGGUCUGUAUGAUACCGGAGGUUCGCGCCAUGCUAUUCGCGCCAUUCGCUGGAUCUCACGCAUAUUCGGAUGCCGUCCUGCCUUCCGGGAUUUUCUCACCUCGCAAACACUGAAGGAGCAACGCGAUAUCUGGGCCAACAGGAUCCGACCAGUCAUGCUCUCAACACUCGUGUGCCGAUUCGUUGUCAGCCAAGAGAGUUUCCUUUGGACCGCUCUUGGCGUCCCCAAGAAUCAGCUCGCAAUGAUCGAGAGCGACCACGCCGAGAGCGAGGCAGUCAAUGGCCCCAACCCGACUGACAGAAAAACCCGCUCUCAUGCAAUUUGGAGAUACAUGGUCAACACUCUCGAUCCAGUCGCCGAGCAGACGCAUAUCGGUGUGGAUAAUCCCUACUAUCACGUAUGCAUGACAGGCGCCUACACCCGCAGUUGUCACCCGGAUUACCUGUCCGAAGAGGCCCACGCCAAGCUCUCCCGUCCAGGAGCUCUAGAUGCUCUGCGCAUCCACACGGGCGAGGUGGAUGAGGUGCUCAACGAGAUGGCCCCUGACUCGCUGACAGUCGUCGUUGUCAUGGACAGUAUGGACUGGUUCGACCCUGGCGCCAAAGCUGCAGCCUGUCAGAUUUCCAAAUUACGCCGCGCCCUCAAGAUGGGUGGUCGCGUCUUGCUGCGCUCAUCAGCACUAGUUCCUUGGUAUAUCAAGACGUUCGAGGCCUACGGCUUUUCUCCGAAGCAGGUUGGCGCCCGCAGCAGUGGGGUAUGCAUUGACCGCGUCAACAUGUAUGCAUCUUGUUGGAUCUGCACGAAGCUGGAGCACUUCACUGUGGAGACUGUUGGAGAGUCGAACAUCGCGGGAUUCUCUCUCGAUGUCUCUGGUUGA